CUUUUUUUUUACUGGUUUUACUGGGACUGUGGAACAAUGCAGCUGAGUGCUGCGCAGCCGAACCUCUGACAUGGAGAAAAGCUUCACAGAAGAUGACUGCGUGGACUCAGGAGCCGAGACUGGAGGGUCUGAUUACAGUCCCUUGUCCUCAACGAGCAGUGAGUUAUCGAUGGGCGAGCUCCAGGAUCCAUUCCUCGUCAGCGUCCACCUCAUCGCCGACCCCGGCCAGGGAAAGUUCCUGCAGCGAGCUGCUGAUGCAGUCCUGGCCUGGGUUCACCCUGAGCUGCAGCUCUUCAGAGUCUCUGAACGGGCUUCCGUCUCCCAGCGGUCUCGGCCCAAACGCCACCAAAAUGGCAGCCCGGUUGCAGGUUGCCAGCCGGCUCUGGCGGUCAUCCUCUUCUUGCAGGAGGCGUACGGUGGUGAGGAGCACAUACUGAUGCUGCACCGCGCUCUGCAGAGGCCGCCUUGGCGCUACCACCACACCGAGAAGGUCAGCAAUGGCCGCCGGAUGCUGCCUCUGACGCCAUGCAGUCAGGACUUCUUCACUCUGUCUUCUGGGACGCCGCUCUGGGCCGUACGGCAGGUCCACUAUGGGAAGGAAAUUGUGCGAUUUACAGUUUAUUGCCGUCACGAAAAUUAUGCUGACAUGGUGCGGCUGUACAAGCUGCUGCUUCAGCGGAGGGUCGCGCAGAAGAAGGAGGACUUUUGCUUCUUCGUGGUGUACUCCAACCCUGACAUGGAGAUCCAGCUGUCGUUUAAGAGGCUCCCACGCGGUCAGAGUCCUGUGGUGCUGGAGUCGGCGGUGAUGGAGGUGAGGGUACGAGAUGUUGGAGUGCUGGUGCCUCUGUUGCCUCACCCCUGCAGCCCCAUCAGCGAGGUCCGCUGGCAGACGGAGGACUACGACGGAAACAAGAUCCUGCUGCAGGUCCAAGGUACACACUUCAAACACCGACAGGAUCCCCGCCAUAUAUCAUCCACCGUCACUGAAUCAGCCUCGGCUCCGUCCACCUUCACCCGCAGCGCCGCCUCCUACAGGAACCACCGUUACCAUCACCGGUCCACGUCGCGUCCCAGAGUCCACCAGACAUCCCAGGGCUCCUUGCCUCUGGCCGGGGAGGAUCCGGACGAGCAGGAUCAGUGGUCCGACCGGCACCAUCCUGACAGCUGGAGGUCCCAGUGGAGGGGCCACCGGUCCGGAUCCCUCUUCUCCCUCCCCAACAUGGGCUCAGCCAGCUCCAGGUCCACCUGCUCCUCUCCUGGGCCUCCUCCCAGCCCCCAUCACCGGAGCCACUCCCUCCACCGGAGCUCCUCCCUCGUCCCGCCCUUCCGCCUCAACGUGGACGCCCUGAUCGGGGCAGAGGAGACGGAUGUGGACACCGGGGACAAAGUGAAUCCGGGCAGCAGCGUGGACCUCACAGUGGUGUCUGCGUACACCAAAUCCAGCCUGCCACAGACUUCUCGGCCUUUAUCAGCCCCUCCAGAGGACAUCAGACCCUCCUUCUCUCCUGUCAUCCCAGAGAACAGCUACAAGUCAGCCACACUGGGCCGGACUCCCAACAGCUUCUCCCUCAAAAGCACUCCGUCUACCUUGCGGGGGUCACGACCCCAAAGCAGCGUGACGACACUGUCAUCUUCUAGCAACGUCUCCAUAAACCAGUCAGACAGUUGCAGCAUUAUUAGUGCAGCAGUUGAAGAAGUAGACAAGGCAGAAGAAGAAGAAGAGCAAGAAUUCUACAUCUGAUCUCCUGUUAAAGGCUGAGAGAACUUUUUGUAACUGGUAAUGACUUCAGUGCUAAAAUGCAGCUCCGCUCUGCCCCCUGGUGUUGGUUUAGUAGUACAACUACAGGAACGUGACAGUACAAACUGGAGCACAGCACAAAGUUUGUCAGAUGUUCUUAAGUGUUUGCUUUCUCGCAUGUAGAUAAACGCUUUGUAAAUGUGCAGAAACAUAUUACGCAUUUAACGGACCAAUCACAUAACUGUGUACAGAAACACUAUUCAAUAAAAGAAAAUUCGCUCCCUUUCAA
This is a messenger RNA of Stegastes partitus (bicolor damselfish), 2027 nucleotides long. It is a transcript of the gene fam124a, whose product is annotated as family with sequence similarity 124 member A. The record is from RefSeq and is a predicted model, not a curated record. Bases 71 to 1741 code for a protein of 556 amino acids. Lineage: Eukaryota; Metazoa; Chordata; Actinopteri; Pomacentridae. The transcript has 4 exons.